GCCUCCUCUGCCCCGUGAGUCCCGGGAGCCCCGGCAGUCCCAGGCCCGGUGGGGUUUGGCGCCGACCCUCCCUCCCUCCCUGCCGGGCGCCAUGGCCAUGAGGGAGCUGGUAGAACCGGAGUGCGGGGGCUCCAACCCCCUCAUGAAGCUGGCCGGCCACUUCACUCAGGACAAAGCCUUACGGCAGGAGGGACUUCAGGGCCCGCUGGCCUGGCCCCCCGGGGCUCCCGGAGCUGCAGCCGCAUCCAAACCACUGGGAGUGGCCACCGAAGAUGAGCUGGUUGGAGAGUUCCUGCAAGAGCAGAAUGCCCCUCUACUGUCCCGUGCGCCCCAGACCUUUAAGAUGGAUGACUUAUUGGCUGAGAUGCAAGAGAUUGAACAGUCAAGCUUCCGACAGGCCCCUCAGCGAGCUCCAGGUGUGGCAGCCCUGGCACUGUCUGAAAACUGGAGCCAGGAAUUCUUGGCUGCAGCAGAUAGCACUGGCGAUGCCUCUUCGGAUUACAAUGAGGCUGACUGGUCACAGGAAUUUAUUGCUGAAGUGACAGAUCCACUAUCUGUGUCUCCUGCCAAGUGGGCAGAAGAAUACCUAGAGCAGUCAGAGGAGAAACUGUGGCUUGGGGAAUCGGAAGACCAGUCUUUGGCAGAUAAAUGGUAUGAGGAAUAUCAACCUGAGGAUGAUCUUAAGAAAACUGUUAGUGAUUUCCUCUCUAAAGUGGAUGAUCCAAAACUCAAGAAUUCUGAGUUCCUAAAGUUUGUCCGCCAGAUCGGAGAUGGGAGGGUAUCGAUCGAAGCUAAUCAGGUGACCCACAGAGACCAAGAUCAGGCAGAGCAAUGGGCAGCUGAGUUUAUACAGCAGCAGGGGGCAUCCGAUGCCUGGGUGGAUCAAUUUGCGCGCUCUGGAAACAUGUCAACUCUUGAUACGGAAUUUGAGCAGGCAAAGACUGCUGUGGAGUCAGAUGUGGACUUCUGGGAUAAACUCCAGGCAGAAUGGGAGGAGAUGGCCAAGAGAGAUGCAGAGGCUCACCCUUGGCUCUCUGAUUAUGAAGACCUCAGCUCCUCAUCAUAUGACAAGGGUUACCAGUUUGAGGAAGAUAACCCCAUGAGAGAUCACCCAGAUGCAUUUGAAGAGGGGCGGAAGCGCUUGGAGGAAGGUGACCUCCCCAAUGCUGUCUUGCUCUUUGAGGCUGCAGUGCAACAGAGGCCAGAUCAUAUGGAGGCCUGGCAAUAUCUGGGAACCACCCAAGCAGAGAAUGAACAGGAGCUUUUGGCCAUCAGUGCCCUCAGACAGUGCUUGGAACUGCAGCCUGGGAACCUCACAGCACUUAUGGCUUUAGCUGUCAGCUUCACCAACGAGUCCUUGCAGAAGCAGGCGUGUGAGACUUUGCGGGACUGGCUACGCCAUAAACCAGACUAUGCUCACCUGCUGGAGAAGGAACCAGAGGAGGGUGUCUCGGGGACAAACCUGGGGCCUUCCAAACGUGUCCUAGGUUCCCUGCUGUCUGACUCGCUCUUCAUGGAGGUGAAAGAGCUGUUCUUAGCAGCUGUGCGCAGCAACCCUUCCACUGUGGAUCCUGAUGUUCAGUGUGGCCUGGGUGUCCUUUUCAACCUCAGUGGCGAGUACGAGAAGGCUGUGGAUUGCUUCAGCGCCGCACUCAGUGUGCGCCCCAACGACCAUCUUCUAUGGAACAAACUUGGUGCCACCCUGGCCAAUGGGAAUCGGAGUGAGGAGGCUGUGGCGGCGUAUCGUCGGGCACUGGAGCUCCAGCCAGGAUACAUCCGCUCUCGCUACAACUUGGGCAUCAGUUGCAUCAACUUAGGUGCCCACCGCGAGGCUGUGGAGCACUUCUUAGAAGCUUUGCACAUGCAGCAGAAGAGCCGAGGUCCGCGGGGGCAGCAAGGUGCCAUGUCUGACAACAUCUGGAGCACCCUCCGCAUGGCCCUCUCCAUGCUGGGGCAGAGUGACCUCUACGGGGCGGCUGAUGCCCGCGACCUUCCCACGCUGCUUCAGGCGUUCGGCCUCCAGCAGUGACUCUGGGAUGGGCUCCCCUGUGAGUGCGGGGUUGGCCCAGCUCAGCAGUGACCUUCCUUAGAGAGAAAACGUUCACUAGGGUUCACGUGUUAUCUUUGCUCUGGUAGGGCAGAUCUUGGGCAACUGUUUUUUUUUUCAAGGACCUCCCACUGAAGCGCGCAACUUGUCUGUCGUGGCCUGAGCGUCUCUGAGCGGUUCAUGGUAUCACCACCCAUGACUGACUGACACUCUGCUGGUAGGCAGAUGACCAAAGUUGGGAAGAUGGCAACCACCAGCCCUCUUGCGUUUGCUCUGAGACCUUAAAAUAGCCAUUCUGCAGGGACCUCCCUACUGGAGGUGCAUCUCGAGCGCAGGUUGCUUUGGUGGGGUGGGAUUGCCAUCUGGUGAGAGGGUGACAAAUUCUGGGUUGGAGCAUGCUUCCCCCAUGGAUGUGCUUGCAUGCGUGUAUGUGUGGGUUGCUGGGGAAAACUGGGGGGAGCAGUCCCCUCUUCUUGGGUAUUCAUGGUACGGCCAGAUCCUAGUUUCUCAGCAUCUCCUCAUGAAGCUUUUAAGAGCAGAGUGUUGUACUGAUGCUGGGGACGCAGGUGGAGGCCCUUAGCCUGGCAGGGUUAGAGGAGAUCCCAGAGUUCAGACUUGAGGGAACGUGACAGGGAUAAAGGUCUAAAAUACAACUUCCCCUCCCAGAAUAUGGUGGGGAAAAGGGUCAAGUCUUAAUUUUCACUUGAUCAUCUGUCAUUGUUUCCCUUUGUGCAGGAGUUCCCCGUCUUGUGUGUAACUGAAUCUUGUUAAUUAUAAAUAUCUGUAUAUGAUUCUAUUGGGGAAAAUGUUUUUUAAUUGUAAAGUAUUUUGUAUAAUAAAGGAGGGAGAAUUAAAAUUGCCAAAAUAA
This is a messenger RNA of Calidris pugnax (ruff), 2915 nucleotides long. It is a transcript of the gene PEX5, whose product is annotated as peroxisomal biogenesis factor 5. The transcript has 16 exons. Bases 92 to 2029 code for a protein of 645 amino acids. The record is from RefSeq and is a predicted model, not a curated record. Gene Ontology annotation, biological process: protein import into peroxisome matrix, docking. Gene Ontology annotation, molecular function: protein binding. NCBI's taxonomy places the organism in Eukaryota, Metazoa, Chordata, Aves, Charadriiformes, Scolopacidae. Gene Ontology annotation, cellular component: peroxisomal membrane; cytosol.